AGGUGUAAGUCUUCAGCUGUUUCUCCUCGCCGGCUGUUACAGCUUCUUUGCGAGGCGUGGAGUCGCCUGGCCUGGUUCCUCGGCAUGCUCGGGCAGAGGCGGCCUUUUCUUCCAGAGUAUGACCUGCUCUUGCCGCGCUUUCAACAAUGGAUGCUCCAUAUGAUGGCGGUGAAGUAACUGUAGUCAUGGAAGAGAUAGAAAGCACAUACACUUAUUCAUCCCCAGUGCCAUCUAAAAAGAAGAAGAAAUAUAGAAGUCCUGGAGAUCAAGGGGAAAAAACUAAAAAGCCCAGAUCUGCAUAUCUUCUGUAUUAUUAUGAUAUAUACCUGAAAGUUCAACAGGAGCUCCCACACCUUCCUCAGUCUGCAAUUAACAAGAAGAUCAGUGAGAGUUGGAGGCUACUUAGUGUAGCUGAGAAAAGUUAUUAUUUGGAGAAGGCUAAGUUAGAAAAAGAAGGUCUAGACCCGAACUCAAAGUUGUCUUCCCUGACUGCUGUAGUUCCAGAUAUCCCAGGUUUUCGUAAAAUCCUUCCUCGUUCUGAUUACAUAAUUAUUCCUAAAGGAAGUCUGCAGGACGAAAGGAAUAAGCCACACGUUGAACUUCACGUGACCGAGGGCCAAACAGCAUUGGAAGGACAAACAGCUGCUACUAAUGUCACAAGUGUUUCCCAUAGUACUGUGCAGAACAUACUCUCAGUGGACUCCAGCCAAAUUGGCAUUUCUGAGCAGUGCAUUGCCAUUGAAGGAGUAUCGGAAGAUCCCACCUCAUUUGUUCAAGCAGAUACAAUAGAAGAAGUUGUAGCAUCAGAGAUCUUGUCUCAUUAUGUCAGGCCUACUGCACCUAAAGUGGCUGGCGAUAUCUUCCUGGAUGAGGAGGCCCCUUUAGAAGCAGGUGAUGGGUAUCCCUGUCAAGCAACCAGUGUGGUUAUUGAAGAAACUUUGGUUAACACCUCAGAAGCACCAAAUGGGAGCAUGACUGUGGCACAGCCACAGUCUUCGCAUGGCCUUUCUGUGGUAACCGUGGUGACUAGAAGAGAUAGACAAGAAAGUAAUUCUGCAACCCCUACUGCACAGUUCAUUAUGCUGCCUCUGACAGCCCAUUCUGUUUUGGAAAAUCCAGCAUCAAUCAAACUGACAACUACUUACACUCGUCGGGGGCAUGGAAAUUGCACCAAUCCUGGCUGUGCCUUUACUUACGUUACCAGACAUAAGCCCCCAAAAUGCCCCAUGUGUGGAAACUUUCUGGGAGGGAAAUGGAUCCCUAAGGAGAAACCUCUAAAAGGCAAAUCUGAACCAGGUUCUGGGCUGCCAAUAAAAACUUUGGGCCUGAAAAAGAGUCAACUACCAUUAACUUUUGGACAGGCAUUGGUUCAAGAUAAUCCUGCUCAAUCUGUGUUAGAAAGUUCGGAAGCAGUUACCCAGCUUCUCAAUGCAUCCCCGGUUGAGGGGCAAAUGCAGGAGGCUGAGUGGGAAGAAGUGAUCAUCUCUGAGGCUCAUAUUCUUGCAAACAAUGUACAGUCAGAAGAGCCAGGAGGUGCCACUACCAUUAUUCAGCUUCAAGAGAGCCUUGCACGGAUAGAGCCACCCUUAGAACAGAAGGAGAGAGAAAAUGAUUCAUCCGAGACAGCAAAUGCUCCCAGUCCUAUUUCACACCCAACUUCUGCUGUGAAAAACGCAACAGGCGGUGAUGCAGUUGGUGCUGCACCUAAGGGUCUGGAGCAGAAGAGCAAAGCAAAACCCAAGACGUCCUUGCUGGCUGCUGCAAGACCCAUGAGGGCCAUUUUGCCUGCCCCAGUUAGAUUGGCAAGAGAAACUAACCAAGAGCAGAUCUCUUGCAGACAGUCAUUUAGAAACAGUGAAGACAAUUCCCCAAUAAGAAUCUCAGGAUUAAAGCCAAAUACUCUGAAGCAGCUGGGUCAGAAUCCUGUUCAAGCAUCCAGUGCUGAAGAUCAGAAGCUUCACUGCAGCCCAAACAGCUCAACAUCUCAGGUCAAAGUGGUGGAGGUCAAGCCAGAUGUAUUCCCUUCAUAUAAAUAUAGCUGCACUGUAACCUUGGAUUUGGGAUUGGCAACCUCACGUGGUAGAGGGAAAUGCAAGAACCCUUCCUGCACUUAUGUGUACACUAAUCGUCACAAGCCAAGAGUCUGUCCCCGUUGUGGCUACAACCUUGUCAAAGACAGAACUGAGAAAGGAGCAAAAUCUGUGGAAGUCACCUCUAGCCCUGCACAUGUACUGAAUACCAGUGAGCCUCUAAUUCAGUCCCAAAAAGAGAUUCAACGCCAGUCCACUCUGCAACUUCUGCGCAAAGUAAUUCAGAUCCCAGAGAAUGAAUCUGAACUCUCGGAUGUUUUUGCACUGAUUCACGAACUCAAUAGCUCCCGGCUCAUCCUGUCUAACAUGAACGAAGAAACGGUUACCAUUGAGCAGACUUCCUGGUCAAACUAUUAUGAGUUUCCUUCUUCCCAAUGCCUUCUCUGUAACAGCCCUUUAUUCAAAGGAGGGCCAAACUCUCUUGCAGGCCCUCAGGAAUGCUGGCUGUUAACAGCUAAUCGGCUGCAAGUUGUCACCGCCCAGCUCAAAGUGUGUGUGAAUGUGCAGUGCUUGGCCCUUCACAGCUUCAGUGAUAUCUAUACCGGUUUGUUUAAUAUUGGUAACAAGCUUUUAGUGAGCCUAGACCUUCUGUUUACAAUAAGAAACCAUAUAAAACUUGGCGAGGAUCCUAAAGGGAUAAUUAGCAAGAUUUUGGAAACUGUGCAGGAACACACAGAAAGAAACCUGGGUCCUGAAGAGGUGAAUCAAGUUGAGGAACUGCUGUGCAAUGGAUACUGGGCCUUUGAGUGCCUUACUGUCCGAGACUACAAUGAUAUGAUCUGUGGUGUCUGUGGCAUUGCACCAAAAGUUGAAAUAGCUCAGAGGAAUGUGGAAAGUGUUUUGUCACUAAAGAAUAUUGAGUUUACCUGGCCAGAAUUCUUGACAUCUAGUGAGGUAAAUGUAGAAGAUUUUUGGUCAACCAUGGAGACAGAAGUCAUAGAGCAAGUGGCCUUUCCCUCCAGUAUACCUAUCACAAAGUUUGAUGCCUCCAUCAUAGCUCCCUUCUUUCCACCACUAAUGAGGAGCACGGUAGUAGUCAACACAGAAAGGGAGAAGAAUCUUGAAUCGCAUAUAAUCCCAGGUAAUGCAAGUGUUCUAGUGAGGCUGAUUCAGGAUGAAAUUUGUAAAGUGGAACAGAUUGGUUCCUACAGUGAGGAAGAACUGCAAAAUUUCUUGACACAGUGCAGCAUUCCUUGGGAGGACGGGGACUCCAAGGAGCAGCUCUGUCUUUCUCUUCUGGCUCUUUAUGAUUUUGUACAGAAUGGGACACAAAUCAGUCAGCCUCCAGCAUUCCUAACAGGAGGGAAAAUCUACAAAGUGUGUCCACAUCAGGUUGUGUGUGGUUCAAAAUAUAUUGUUAGAGGGGAAAGUCCCCGAGACCAUGUAGAUCUACUAACUUCCUCACGUCACUGGCCACCAGUCUAUGUCGUAGAUAUGGCCACUUCCGUAGCAUUGUGUGCAGAUAUCUGUUACCCUGACUUGACUGCUCAGAUGUGGGGAAGAAACCAGGGUUGCUUCUCUGACCCUAUGGAGUCUUUAAGGUAUGUGUCUUGCCCAGAACUCCUUGACAGGCACUACAAUGUGGAUACAACCACUGAGGAACAUUCUGUUGAGCAUCCAAUCACUAAGUCAGCAUCUCGCUUUGUAGUUCACACUGGGACAGAGCAGAAGACCCAAGGUGAUCCAAUGGCUCGACACCGUUCCCUCUCUCUGUGCCGGGAAUUGGAGCCUUAUGGUGCUAUCAUUACAGCCAUCAACGACAGCAAAACCAAUAAUGUUCGCCAAAACCCUAUAGCAUUUGACAGUGCAACCCACUAUUAUCUCUACAAUCGUUUGAUAGAUUUCCUCUCCAGUCGUGAGGUUGUGAACAGGCAGAUCCAUGAAAUUGUUCAAAGCUGCCAACCUGGUGAGGUUGUAAUCCGGGACAAUCUAUAUCGUCUUGGUGUUGCCCAGAUCAAGACAGAAAUGGAUGAAGAUGAGAUACAAGAAGAAGAAGGGGUUGUCUAAUAUAUUGCAAGGUGACCAUUCCUUGAUCAGACGUAAUAGCUAAGCAGUUUGUCACAGAAAGUUCCAGUCCAGCACAGGACUAUGUUAAGCUAAGAGUCAUGACCUAUUGAUUGGGCUUCUGAUCUGUAGACAAAUUGCUGUUGACGAACAAAUUUCUCUUUUCAAGAGGCUGGGUAAACCUAGAAGCAACCCAGGAUAAUUGUUCUAAGACAGAAUAAUUUUCUAUUGCUGACAAGAGAAAGAAAAUAUGUUUGCAGAACAUCACUUUUUUUAAGUGUGCAUGUUGCUGGAAAUGCAUAAAAGUGAAAAAACAGCGUAAAACGUGUGACUGCUCCAAUAUUCUGAAGUGGCCAUCAUAGAUUGAAGAACAUUUGGAACCUAGAUCUUUAAGUUUCUAUUCUGAAAAGACUUGAACUUUGACUUGGCAAUGGAGGGUUGAGAGUUUAUGUGCUUCUUCAGCUUGUUUUGCAUCAAUCUGACAAAGCCACACAUUAUUUAGUGGUUGAAAGCUAGACUGGCUUGCAUAUUAAGUUAUAAGCUGCUAGAAGUAUCAUUGCCCUGACUAGCAUGGUCAUUUCAAAGGUUUUUCAGGGGUUUAUAUGUUUUGGAUAAAGGAUGUGGGCGGGGAUAUUCAGGCACUUUACUUUAUAAUCCAGUUAAUGGACUUAAUUGAUGAUUUAUUCCUGUGACCACAGAUGCUACUAAAGAUAUUUGUGGAAUAAUGGUUGGGUUCCAUGAAUACAAUCUAAUAAGAUAUUUUUUUCUAAUUGUUUCUAUGGCUAAAAUUGUUAGGCAUGCAACAUAACAACUUACUUUCAAGGGCCAUUUGGAAACCACUACACACUCCACUAUUCCAGUGUUAUAAAUCUGAUCUGUAUGAGUUCAUACUGUCAUAAUUAUAUUGUUUUUCCUGUGUAAUGUGUUGAGCCAUGAUGUGUAAGCUCUACAUUGUUCACUGAUUUGUGUUCAUUCUUGGCCAUCCAUAAAUCUACAAAGUAAAAAAAUAGAUUUUUGCUACCACUGAAAUGUGGGGAAACUUUCCCUGACUGAGGUAAAGUUAUCCACUAUGUUUUCUUCAGAUUUGUGGUAUGGAUUUAAAGCUCUCUUCUGUGAAGAGUUCUAGUGUGUAUUGUGCUGUAAAAAAACAACAAAAAAGAAACUUAUUAAAGUUCACAGCAAAACGUAUCACUUGCUGUUUAAAAUGCUAAUUUAUGAAAUACAGUUUUUAAGUCAGUGGUAAACUUUAAUAAAUUAUCUCUUCCAGUGUUGGAGAGUAAAACUAUUUGGA
Crotalus tigris (Tiger rattlesnake) is the source of this 5385-nucleotide messenger RNA. It is a transcript of the gene HMGXB3, whose product is annotated as HMG-box containing 3. The transcript has 20 exons. The record is from RefSeq and is a predicted model, not a curated record. The coding region runs from base 147 to 4097 and encodes 1316 amino acids. Lineage: Eukaryota; Metazoa; Chordata; Lepidosauria; Squamata; Viperidae.